This is a messenger RNA of Ficedula albicollis (Collared flycatcher), 906 nucleotides long. RefSeq names its product R-spondin 4 (gene RSPO4). The record is from RefSeq and is a predicted model, not a curated record. Lineage: Eukaryota; Metazoa; Chordata; Aves; Passeriformes; Muscicapidae. The transcript has 5 exons. Bases 253 to 876 code for a protein of 207 amino acids.
UCCUUUUCUCAGCUCCUCUUGAGUGCAUCCAAAAUGCCCUUUGUCCUCUGACACUUAACAAAUACCGACUGAUUAAUCCAGGUCAUAUCGUAUUUCUACCCACUGACCCAGUGGCUGUUCCACUUCUCACGGGAUGGGCAGGGCUGUCUUGGAAUGUGGCUCAGGCUGUCACCCAUGGGCAGUGCUGGGCAUGGGGCAAACCCUCAGUCUGGGUCUUGCAGUGAUGGAGGCUAAGCUAGGACCGAUGGCUCAAUGUGUCCCUUUGCUGCCAGCAUGGACAGAGCGAGUGCCGGCCUGCUGGAAAACUGCACGGGCUGCGUGCUGUGCUCUGAGGACAACGGCUGCAUCACCUGCCACCACCGGCUCUUCCUGCUUAUCUGGAGGGACGGCAUCCGCCAGUACGGGAUGUGCGUCCACACUUGUCCCCCAGGCUACUUUGGUGUGCGGGGUCUGGAGGUCAACAGAUGCACAAAGUGCAGGUCGCCCAGCUGCGAGAGCUGCUUCAGCAGAGACUUCUGCAUGAAGUGCAAGGACAAGUUUUACUUGUACAAGGGCCAGUGUUUUCGGCAGUGUCCCCCCGGCACUGCGGCACAGCCCGGCACACGCGAGUGCCAAGAGACGUGCGAGCCGGGGCCGUGGAGCGAGUGGAGCGCCUGUACCCACGAGAGCCGAACCUGCGGCUGCAAAUGGGGAGUGGAGACGCGGGUGCGGGAGGUGCCGGAGGCUGCCCGGGAGGAAGGGACUGCCUGCCCCGCUCUGCUGGAGACCAGGAGGUGCCGCAUGAAGAAGCACUGCCCGGGAGAGAAAACCGAACCCAAAAAUAAAGGCAAAAAGCGACAGAAGAAGCCGAAGACAGAAAGGCACACGGGCACCUAGCAGGCAUCAGCAUGGCAACUGGGGUGUCAU